This is a messenger RNA of Lineus longissimus, 1784 nucleotides long. RefSeq lists its product as uncharacterized. Lineage: Eukaryota; Metazoa; Nemertea; Pilidiophora; Heteronemertea; Lineidae. The record is from RefSeq and is a predicted model, not a curated record. Bases 572 to 1375 code for a protein of 267 amino acids. The transcript has 3 exons.
UGUGACAGUGUAUGAUAGGCAAAUAGCUCAGUGACUUACAUAUUGUGCUUGCUAAUGAAUCUAGCUAGCUUUGUGGACAGCAGUAGCCAAGAGUUUUGCCAAAGAAAGUCAAAAGUGUAAGUUAUGCUAAUGGUUAGCACAUGAUCGACAUAAAAAAAUCUGGAAGACACGUUGCUGGUAAUAUGAAAUUUGGCAUCUAUCCCGAUCACUAAGAAUUGGACACAUUGUAACACACGGAACUGCGUUGGAUGACUCAGUAAGGUGUGGGAUGAUACAUGUAGUUUUUAUAUGAAUAAUGGAAAUUUAGGAGUGGAUCCGUGAAAAUUGUUAUGAUGUUUACAUUAUUGCUGUAAAAUGCACAGGGGACAAAGAGGGAUGGCCACGUGAAAAUUGGCUUAGCCACCGUUAAGAGAUUCGCAGACUCUGAAGCCACCACACCCAAUUCGGUUAUUCUAAACGGAGUUUUUUCAUGCGACAACUUUUGGGUCAGGAUAAGAGACAUUUUAUUUUAAAAUAUCGGACGAAAUAUCAUAGAACUCAGAGUGAGAGUAUUUCAGGUGAGAUUUAGGUAAUGGAUGCUCAUGACCACCCAGAUUCAAAUGAAGACUUCCCGUUGAUACCGCCAAUCGAACCAACACCCAUGACAAUAACUCUCGUGAUGGCAGACUCAAAUAGGGACCCUCCCAGAAUACCGCCGCCGCCGUGCACGUGGAGUGGCCCGAGACAGGCGAACCAUGUCAGGUCAACUGGUCAUGCAGCCGUACCAGCAGGGGCACAAGCAAUGGCCGCACAACCCGGGCCCGGGUCAAGCGCUGACAUAUUUUCCCCGAUAGCGGCCGGACAGGCACGAACGUCUCAAAACAUGACGAGCGAAGGACAACAAACAGUUGUUGUGAUAGCACUUGAUAUGAGCGAUCACACUGAUUACGCUUUCGAUCAUUACAUGAGGCAUCUCCACCGGCCAGACAACCGCAUCAUCCUCGUUCAUAGUGUCUCAUCGCCACAUCUUGAUGUCCAGAUGCCCAGCUCUGGAUCGGGAGCUCCCCUUUCGUACGUGGAGACUUCACCAGACUACCUUAGAGAUAUUCUGCAGAAGAAACAGGAUCACAUUUCACGCGUCAGACAACAUUUCGAGCAGAAGAUCAGAGCACUUCCGCGUUCUGUUCACUACACGUUCAAUUUCAUGAGCCACUCCUCUACACCAGGUGAGCCAAUCAUCGACAUCAUCACAAGAGUCCGUCCCUCAUUCGUCGUCCUCGGAUCACGUGGUCUCGGAACCCACAGCAGGAGCGUUCUGAGCAGUGUCUGCCAAUACGUCAUGAACCACACCAAUACCCCAGUGUUCAUUUGUCACCAAGGGGAGAAGAAUUAUUAAACUUGCCAUGUUUGCACCAAACUAUUUGACAACGAAAGCGAGCUAAAACAGGACAAUUGGUAACAGCAUAUUCUCUCCUUUAUCGAGAGCGGCUCUUGAAGUCGAUGACAAUUGUGCGGACCUUCCAGCAUCAGCUGUUGGUUUAGGGCUCUAGUCGCAAAGGAAAGAGACAAUGCUUUAAAUUUGCUUCAGAGAACCGGUACCGAUAUACUGUAGAUGAAUAAUUUCUACAUAAAAUUAUUUACCGAUUCCGGCCGGACUUUUUAGUUCGACCAGACGUUCACCCGUCUGGAAAGAUGACGGCCACCCUUCGAGCUGCGAUUUUGUAGGCAUCUUUGUUUGAUUGUGAUUUUUUUCAUUUCCAAACACGAAAUAUAAAUAAAGAUGGUUAUAUCAAAGCCUUAGCCUA